AUGCUAGUAUUCUCCCACGAAAAGUUGUGCCUAGUGUCCAGCGUGUGCAUAGCCAGUUGGGACAAGUUAUUUCGUCUUCUCACCGCCAACUCCUCCUCCUCCGGUGCUCCAACGCCUGCCGUCGUGGCGUCUGCCACGCACAUCAACACCGUACCCAAUCCACCACUGUAGACACCAGAAGUGAGGAGCAGGAUUACACCUGCCCGCAUUGCGACCACACUUUCACCUCACGCAUCGGCCUGGUCGGUCGCUUGUGAAUCCAUCGCACAGAGACUGGCGAACCAGUGCCUGGAGCACCAACCUACACCCACCGCACUCGCCUCCACUGCCCACACUGUCCUCGCACUUUCACGCAUCCCAUGGGCCUAUUCGGCCACAUUCGCAUCCACGACGACCUGAGAUAGACAACCGCCGGCUACACCACACCACCACGCCCUCCCUGUCACCACCACCACCACCACCACCACCACCACCACCACCACCACCACCACCACCACCACCACCACCACCACCACCACCACCACCACCCCACCACACAUCAACACUUACACACCGCAAGCACCCAAAUGCCACUUCCCACGCAAGUGGGAAGUGUGCACCUCGACUCGGUCUCCGCGCGGCCUCUGCUGCACGAGUGACUUGA
Spirometra erinaceieuropaei is the source of this 643-nucleotide messenger RNA. The record is from the annotation of a GenBank genome assembly. Lineage: Eukaryota; Metazoa; Platyhelminthes; Cestoda; Diphyllobothriidea; Diphyllobothriidae.